UACAAAAUCUGCGUGAACAAACAUUUGAACUGAUUUUAGACGAGUAUUCGGGUGUCUUCUACAAUCUGAACGUGUUAUCAUACGAUGAUAUGGUGCAUAAAGGAGUUCGCCAUGAGUUUUUAAUCGAAUCUAGAUUUUCUCGCGAGAGCACAUAUCACGUUCAGGUUGCCAUCAGGCGCCGUGUGACGUUUAUGGCGCCAGAAAUCAAGAAGGAACGCGGGUUGUUAUUUACAGACAUUUUCUGAGUCGCUAAUAUUGAUAUGGUUCUCGCUGUUUGUGUGUGAACGAGCUAACACGAUAAGAUGGUGAUGCUACGCAGGAGUAGUUCAGGUCCGGAGGCGUCGAAGCAGGAUUCUGACAUGGACUUGAGCUCCGAGUUUCUGUCGCUGCGGCGCGGCCAGAAAAAGUCCGCGCGCCCGCAGGAGGGCCUGGAUGACAGCUACAGCAGCACCGAGAACAGCCCCAGUAACGGCUAUUUGUGUGAUAAAGAAAAAAGCGGCAUGAGGACCCGAGCCAAAACAGACAAACAUGCUGUUUCUUUUGCUGAUGUGAAUAACAAACCGAACAACACUACUCAAAAAGAUGAGAAAAGCAUGAGGCACUUAAGGAAAUCCCCAAGAUUGCAAAAGGAUGAGAAGUCUGGUGACGAGAAUAACGUCGAUGCGGUUGACGGGUCAAAAAAUCUCCAUGCGCGGUUACGAGAGAGAAAAGUGGACUCCACUGUUAGACGCAGCUCCAGAAUCACAAGAUACAAGUUUAACGCCAGGGAUCAAUCUGUCCUCUAUGACCGACUCAUUACCAACACUGCAGAAGCUGUUCUCCAGAAAAUGGAUGACAUGCAGAAAAUGCGCCGAAGGCUGGGGAGCAGAGACACUAAAAAGGAGGAACUUCGAAUAUACUCUGGCUCCAAGAGAAAGAGAACCACAAGGUCCACUGGGAGUGCAGAUGAGCAAGAAAACGGCCAUGUUGAAUACACUGAUCAUGAGGAUGAAAAUGCAGAUGGAGAAGGCACAGGAGAAGAAGAGGACAAUGAUGAAGGGGAGGAGGAGGAGGAGGAUGACGAAGAUGAUGAUGAUGAUGAAGAGGAAGAAGACAAUCAGAAACGCUAUGAAUUCAGACAGAGAAAAGCUGUUGUACGUUACCAAGCUCCACUAGAGGAGCCACGGAAGCAGAGUAUAUUUUUCCGCCGGCACUCGACCCCAACCAGGCGGAGAUAUGCGUUCAGCUCUUCAGGGCCAUGCAGUCCAUACAGUAGACGCAGAAGUAACAGUUUUGGGGGAGUUGGACCUGAUGGGCGGAGACAUGCCAUCCACAGCAGUGACUCAACCUCCUCAUCUUCAUCAGAUGAUGAGAAAUUUGAGAGGCGGAGGAGUAAAAGUCGGAACAGGUCUACAAACAGAUGCCUUCCAAUGAACCUCAGAAAAGAGGAUCUCUUGGGAAUUCACAAGGACAGAAUUAAGAUCGGAGCAAGCCUUGCAGAUGUUGAUCCAAUGCAGAUUGACCAAACGGUGCACUUUGACAGCAUUGGAGGUUUGGGCAGACACAUCUCUGCUCUAAAAGAGAUGGUGGUCUUUCCUUUGCUCUACCCUGAGGUCUUUGAGCGGUUUAAGAUUCAGCCUCCAAGAGGCUGUCUGUUCUAUGGUCCUCCUGGGACUGGGAAGACCCUGGUAGCAAGAGCCCUGGCCAAUGAGUGCAGUAAGGGGGAGAAGAAAGUGGCCUUCUUUAUGAGGAAAGGAGCCGAUUGCCUCAGCAAAUGGGUGGGAGAAUCAGAAAGACAGCUCCGGCUUCUGUUUGACCAGGCAUAUCAGAUGCGUCCGUCUAUUAUAUUUUUUGAUGAAAUUGAUGGGAUUGCACCAGUUCGGUCUAGUCGGCAAGACCAGAUCCACAGCUCUAUCGUGUCCACUCUGCUGGCUUUAAUGGACGGACUGGACGCGGGUGAGGUGGUCGUAAUUGGAGCAACUAAUCGACUGGACUCUAUCGAUCCUGCGCUCAGGCGGCCCGGACGCUUCGACAGGGAGUUUCUGUUCAGCCUUCCUGACCGAGAGGCCCGUAAAGAUAUUUUAAAGAUCCACAUGCGUCAGUGGGAUCCGCAGCCAUCUGAUGCGUUCCUUGAAGAACUAGCUGACAAAUGUGUUGGUUACUGUGGUGCAGACAUUAAAGCAGUGUGUGCGGAAGCGGCCCUCUGUGCUCUGCGCCGGCGCUACCCCCAGAUCUACUCCUCCUCACAGAAACUUUUUUUGGACGUCUCAUCUAUCAGCAUAGAAGGCCGUGAUUUCCUGUCCGCCAUGGGGAAGAUUGUUCCUGCCUCCCAGAGGGCUGUGGCGUCCCCAGCCAAAGCCCUGACAUACGUCGUUCAGCCUCUGCUUGCUAACACACUCCGAGAUGCCAUGCAAGCCCUGCAAAAGGUUUUCCCUCAUGUGGAGCAAGGCAUCAAGAAGAAAGACAACAAUGGUGCGGCUGGUGUUUUUGACGACUUGCUGCACAGUGAUGAUGAGGCCUUCUCUAUGUGCAUUAGCAAACCUGCUCAGACAAAUACAGGCCCAACUGGCUCCUUUCUCCAUUUAACCAAGAGUGCUGUUAUGGAGCCAACCACAUUUAGGCCCCGGCUGCUGCUCUGUGGGAGUCCAGGCUCAGGGCAGAGCACUCACCUGGCCCCUGCAAUGCUACAUACUCUGGAGAAGUUUACUGUCUACACUCUGGACAUGGCAGUGCUUUUUGGGGUUGGCACUACCACCCCAGAGGAGGCAUGUGCACAGCUGUUCUGUGAGGCAAAGAGAACGGCUCCCAGCAUCGUGUACAUACCGCACAUCCAGCGCUGGUGGGACACUGUGAGCUCUGCACUCAGGGCCACCUUUCUCAGCCUUUUACAAGACAUCCCAUCUUUCUCGCCCAUCCUCCUCCUCGCCACCUGCAGCCUGUCAUAUCACAGCCUGUACACAGAGGUCCAGGAUCUGUUUCGCAUUGAGUACGGGGAGGUGUUCAAUGUCCCCCUCCCCUCUAAAGAGGAGAGGCACAAAUUCUUUGAGGAUCUCAUUCUGAACCAAGUUGCCAAAGCUCCUCCGUCCAAAAGAGAAGCAGUUCUCCAGGCCCUAGAAGUUCUCCCAUUGGCCCCGCCAUCUACCCCUCGCCAACUGUCUGAACAAGAGCAGCAGAAAUUAGAGGAUCAGGAAGAGGACACACUCAGGGAACUUCGCCUCUUCCUGCGUGAUGUCACCAACAGACUUGUUCAGGACAAGCGCUUUAAAGCCUUCACGAAGCCAGUAGAUACAGAAGAGGUUCCCGAUUAUACUACAGUCAUUAAGCAGCCCAUGGACCUGUCCACAGUCCUCACCAAAAUUGACCUGCACAAAUACGCCACUGUAAAAGACUACCUUCAUGAUGUGGACCUGGUCUGGAAAAAUGCUUUGGAGUACAAUCCAGACACCGAUCCAUCAGAUCGCCUUAUCAGACAUCGUGCCUGCACACUCAAAGACACCGUCCAUGCUAUUAUCAAAGACGAGUUGGAUGAAAACUUUGAAAAGAUCUGUGUUGAGAUUAAGGAGUCCCGCCUGAAACGAGGAUGUACAUCAUCAAGGUUUACACCAUCAUAUUACCAUGUUUUACCAAAAGUCCCGGCAUCAGCAGAACCAAAACCCACAGAGAACGGUCCUUCCAAAGAUGUGGCCCUUGUUACAACACCAGUGGCUAAACCAAAACAUCCAGGUAAUGUGCUUUUAGCCCACUUCACAGAAAAAAGGAGACGCAAGAGGCUUUGGAGCAAUGGGCUUGUGUGCCGAAAGAAGUCCAUACAAGCACAAAUGAAGGACUCUAGCGGUGUCAAGUCAGAUGAAGAAGAUGACGACGAAGAGGAUGAUGAAGAGGGACAAACAGCAGAGCGGGACGUGGAUGGGUCCGAACAGAUGGAUGUGGAGAACAAGGAGAAUGGUUCGACAUCGAAAGAGGACAAGAACGAAACCCUGAAAUCCACACAUGGACACAACAGACACGUCAGCAGUGCAGGAGAUUGCACUGUUUCAUCUCUGGAUGGGAUUCAGAAUGGAAAGGCAUCUCCUGGUAAUCGUAAUGGAGAGAGUGGGAACAAUGGUGAGAUCCAACCAAUGGAACACUCAAGUGAUAAGAGGGUGGAGCCUAGUGCAGAGGAAGAUCCAGGAAAAGGCAUGAGACGUAUGACCAGAGGUUUAAAAUUGCAAGCUCAGCAGCAGAAGGUGCUUGACGUGAACACUGCCAUGAAGAUCCUGGAGCAGAGGAGCCAACCACUCAUUGUGGAUCACAAAAAGCUAAAGGGUCUUUUGCUGGAGGUGGUAGUCAAAACCGAGGGUUACGAGGUGGACCGUCUGGAGAAGCUUUAUGCUCGUUUGUGCCAGAGCAUAUACAGACACAGGAAAAAUCACGACAAGACUGCACUUGUACAGGAAAUGGCAAAGGAAGUGGAGGAGUUUUCAUAGUUUCUGAACAUUACAGUUAAUUCAUGCAUAGUAUUAAAUUAUAUUUUACUACAAUUAUUACAAUCCGACAUGUAUAUUUGUUAUAUUUUCCUGAUAUAUUAAAAAUUUUUGUCAGCA
Molecule: messenger RNA, 4562 nt
Organism: Silurus meridionalis
Lineage: Eukaryota; Metazoa; Chordata; Actinopteri; Siluriformes; Siluridae
Product: ATPase family AAA domain-containing protein 2-like
Biological process (GO): positive regulation of transcription by RNA polymerase II
Cellular component (GO): nucleus
Molecular function (GO): histone binding; ATP hydrolysis activity; ATP binding
Source: RefSeq, a predicted model, not a curated record